Aspergillus pseudotamarii is the source of this 2083-nucleotide messenger RNA. RefSeq lists its product as uncharacterized. The record is from RefSeq and is a predicted model, not a curated record. NCBI's taxonomy places the organism in Eukaryota, Fungi, Ascomycota, Eurotiomycetes, Eurotiales, Aspergillaceae. The transcript is spliced from 4 exons. The coding region runs from base 229 to 2040 and encodes 603 amino acids.
CCUACUCACGUAUGGAUAGCGCAGAUCUGCUUUGAUACCUCAUAAUACUAGGUAGGCCUGCAGCCAAGGGUCAGAGAGCGAGGUUUGGUUCUACAGCAACGGCCGAACAUCGUGUAAUUCUCGUGAAUCACACAUCACACUUACUGAUGAACGCUUUAGGGAGCACAUUUCAUACCUUUAUGUGAGACUAUACAGACUUCUGCUGGGUCUUCGGUGCAUCUUUCGGCAAUGGCCUGUUUACCAGAUAUUCAUAUUGGACAAUCUGUAUGCGCACUGUGCAAACAAACUCCAACAGUUGGAUCACAUAUCCUUGACCUAGCUCAAAACUCGCUCACAAUCCCUGAGUGUCGAGAUCCGUGCGGGCCCUGUUUACGUUCACCGUACCCAUCAGUCUGGUUUCAUGCAGCGUGCUACAAUGUCUUGGAGAAGAGCUAUGAGCCCUCCAAGAAGCCCACCUUUGAAGAUUUGGGAAGGUUUGCUGAUGCAACCAGACCUACUUAUAAAUCUCAAAAUAAAAAACAUGAAGAAACGGCGUCGACUUUAGAAGGGCUCUUCAGCAGAUAUACAAAAGAUAUCAUACAAGACAGUUUCAGCCAAAGCCUACUUGCCCAAUUACCAGCUGAAAUCAGGAUUAUAAUUUGCGGGCUUAUCACUCCGUGUUGGUACUUAAUUGUACUUGGCGAAACCCGUCGACUGAUUGAACUGUUAAGAAAUAACAGUAUACCUCAGUAUACACAGCUAAGAUUAGCACAAGAGAUCUGGAUGGCCAGAAUUAUUUAUCACGGAACUUCUUAUAUAACAAGGCUAAGCGAAAAACCUGUUGAAUCAAUAGGUAACUCCUAUGAAUGCCAUAUAAAGCUGCCUAGUGACAUCAAUAGAAUCAUUGUAUCAUUUGACAGUAUUGGUGUACAUGGGAUACAGUUUUUGGAGCAUGGUUCGAACCCUAUAUCAGACGGGUCACCGUGGUACGAGAUUUUUGAAGUGAAAGAUUCUCAUCUAGAGAUCUACGUGAGCCAUGAUGGUCUUUUUAUAAGGGGUAUUCAUCUCACCUCAAGCGAUUUAUCCUCUAGGUAUCGGAUCUGGAGCUCUCCACUCCCACCUACUAUUCACCAGUGGAACUUUUACCAUCACCCGUGGAACUUCGGCCGUGCUCAAGACAAGCCUCGCUUAGACUACGUCAAAUUCGAUUCCUAUACUCAAGGCCUUAUUGUCUGUUGUGCGGAUGCUAGAACCAUUGGGAUUCAUGGUUUCUCAGGUACCUCGACGACAUUCAAAGACUUUGUCGAUUUAAUAUAUCGAAAAAGUAGGAAAGGUUAUAUCCAGUGGAUAUACUUUCCAUUUAAUAGAUAUGAAUACCUUGAAGCAGCUUGGGUCCGGAAGUCUAAAGUUCACCGUGGGCCAGCUUUCUACCCUAUUCUAGUUCUUUGUACGUCUCUAGGAAGAGGUAUUACGUUUGGACCUCAAUUCCCUACCCAUCUCAUCAAUUAUUACGAGUACUAUCCUUUAGUUAGGGAUGGCGAUGGUGCUAUCUCAGGGAUUUGUCACAACGGACUAGAUCCAGCCUCUCAGUAUAUCUCUGAAUUUGGAGUUACUUGCAGUGGCCAGUAUCGUAUCAAGACCCCAGAGCCUCCGCUUGAUACAUGUUUUGAACCCCCAAUGGUCCCUCCCGGUCGAGGCUCACCAGCAUGUACUUGGUAUAUGACGAAAGCCCCGCUUAAAGGUCUUAUAAAGGCGCAGGUCUGCAGAGAUAAAGAACAAUUGCACUCUCCAUGCAUAGGUCUUCUGUUAUUUUACAGCGACCAACAUAUUGAAUCGCUAGGACAGGUACGGUGGGAUUAUGACCUAACUCAACAAGUCCUAAAGCCUACAUAUGUGGAAAAGGGUGUUAUCGAUGGACGAAAUUACAUUAAGGAUAUCUGGAGUGAUAUAAAUCACUCUAAGUUCAAUGCGGAAACAGAUAUAUGGCAAAGGCUACCAGAGGAUGGCAUCAUCGUUUGGUGGUUCAGUAAGCUUGAUGAUAGAAUAAUCACCUAUUCCUAGAAAUCUAGGCAUUUGCAGUCAAUUCAAAUGAUUUAGAAAUCGG